Sinocyclocheilus grahami is the source of this 2219-nucleotide messenger RNA. It is a transcript of the gene nde1, whose product is annotated as nudE neurodevelopment protein 1. The transcript is spliced from 9 exons. Gene Ontology annotation, cellular component: kinesin complex; centrosome; kinetochore. Gene Ontology annotation, biological process: centrosome localization; establishment of mitotic spindle orientation; vesicle transport along microtubule. The coding region runs from base 232 to 1242 and encodes 336 amino acids. Gene Ontology annotation, molecular function: microtubule binding. NCBI's taxonomy places the organism in Eukaryota, Metazoa, Chordata, Actinopteri, Cypriniformes, Cyprinidae. The record is from RefSeq and is a predicted model, not a curated record.
AUCAGAAGCAGGCAUGAAACAAACCACGAGCUGAGAGUUUUUACACAACAGUCGGAAGAGUCCCGUUGUCAGAAGUGUAACGUGCCAGAAAAUAGUUUGUAUAGUGUUGUUAUUUUAUCCUCAGAAUCGCAAUCAUACUAUUUAGUUCAACAUAUCUCUAACAGGAACUAAAUACAUAUUUGGAAGAAAGCAACUUUGAGCAUUAGCCGGAGUAAACCUGACUGAACAGCAAUGAGUGACCCCGAGCCUGCAACAUUUGCAUCUAUUGAACAAGAGAGGGACUACUGGAAGGAACAGGCUGCCAAAUACCAGCAAAGGGCUGAGGAGGCGCAGGAGGAGCUGCAGGAGUUUCAGCAGAUGAGUCGAGACUAUGAGGCAGAGCUGGAGACAGAGCUGAAGCAGUGUGAUGCCCGUUAUCGCGAGCUUCUUACGACCAGCAACAGACUCCGCAUGGAACUAGAAAAUUACAAGGAGAAGUAUGAAACGCAACACUCUGAGGCAAUUAGGCAGAUCUCGACUCUAGAAGGAGACCUGGCAGAGACCACAGCCAUCAAAGACCACCUGCACAAAUAUAUCCGGGAGUUAGAGCAAGCCAACGAUGACCUGGAAAGAGCUAAGAGGGCGACUAUAAUGUCACUUGAGGACUUUGAGCAGAGAAUGAAUCAUGUUAUAGAGAGAAAUGCCUUCCUUGAGAGUGAGCUUGAUGAAAAAGAGAAUCUUCUAGAAUCAGUACAGAGAUUAAAAGACGAAGCCAGAGAUUUAAGACAGGAACUGGAUGUUCAGCAGAAACAGGAGCGCAAGCCAUCAAUCAGCCUUCCUAAAGAUGUGGAGAAGCCAAAGGCCACACCCGCAAGACCCUCGUCUGUUGUAGCCUCCGCCCUCCCAUCUCUCCACGCCACACCCUCCAGACCUCCAGGCUUAGGGACUGCAUUCAACACCCCCUCCGCUUCCUACAGCAGAAUUGAAGGUCUGACUGGAACUCCUCUCACCACAUCUGCAAGGAUAUCGGCCCUUAACAUCGUUGGAGAGCUGUUGAGGAAAGUUGGGAACCUUGAAUCAAAGCUGGCAUCAUGCAGAGAGUUACACAUCCAUGAGAAAACACCCAGCCGUGCAGCGAUAAGCCAGGGUACACCGAGGAUUUCACGGGAAACCCCAGAAAUCCCAUCCAACACAAAUGGCUUGUAUGAUAAGGGGAUGGUGAAACGGUUGGACUUUGGAACAGGACCCAAGAUAAUGUUGUGAAUAAAGUACUAUUCGCUACCAGUGUGCAAGCAUGUCUUUCGCUCUCACAUCAUUGGGAAAACAAGUAUUCCUAAACCAUUAAUAUGAAAAUGCUUUAUUUUCAGGAUCUUAUGCCCCAAGUCUUCCACUAUCUGAGAAGGGGUCUGCUUUUACAUUCAUAUCAACCCUGUUAUUGUGUCUGUGGGCUGAAACUACUACCUGUUGUUUUACUCUUUUGUUUGGCGAUUUGCAUUGUGUUUUGCAGAUGUACUAUCUCUUAAAUUCACAGUGUUUGUUUUUUAUUUUUGUUUGUGUUUGUUUGUUUUUAUAUAUCUGGUGAUUAUAGCAGUUUUAAAAUGUAUCUGCACUGUAAUUUUUAUUAGCUCUUUUUGGGACCAUAAAUUGGGAGACUGUUGCAGGUGCCUGGCAGAUUUACCCCUGCAGUCCCAAUAUAUUUGGCACUAAACUACUGAUCAAUGUCCAAUGAAACGUCAACUGCACAUUGUUGGCUUAUUGUUGGUCACAGGACUGGAGCAAGGUAUAUAGCAGGUUCAUUUUUAAUUCAGAAAUACCUGAUUUUAUUUAAAAAUUAUCUAAUUUUUUUUUAGAAACUAGCAUUUUAAUUCUAUAUAAGUUUGUUACUAAAUGAAUGUCAUGUCUUUAGUGUUUCGAUUUGAAAAUUCUAAGGAGGUUGCAGAGAUGUUAUUAGCUUAAGCUGUUGUUCAUUUCGUUGCCUUGUAGGGGCUGGCGUAAGUAACCAACAGUAGCCGAAAUGUUUAUGCAUGAACCUCUCUGGGGCCUUUUUGUUUCUAGUAAUAGCUAGUGAACUCCUCAAUUGAACAGUCAGUGCCAUCUUUGUUUUCAAAGAUUACAGUGCUACAGAACUGGAGAGUAGUUGCUGGCAUAUCAUGCGCUGAACAUGAAUUUAAUGUGCCUUAAUUUUGUGGCCAUUAUGAGCUUUGCCUCAAAGUUAAUUUAGGUAUUGGGGAAUUUACUAG